UCUAUCGUAUCGUAACUAUCGCCAGAGAACGAUUUCAAUUCAGCGUCUGCCGCGUUUUUUGCAGCGAAAUAUUUAAUUUUACAAUUUGUGCAUCCUUCGAUCCUUUGCAAAACACAGCGUGAAAAUGUCGAGCAAAUCCCGACGUGCUGGCACCGCCACGCCGCAGCCCGGCAGCACCUCGACCCCGCGGGCGCCAUCAGCGGGUCCGCAGCAGCACCACCACCAGCAGCCGCCGCCGCCGUCGUCGUCGCAGCAGGCCUCCAGCCCGCUAAGCCCCACGCGCCACUCUCGCGUCGCUGAGAAGGUGGAGCUGCAGAACCUGAAUGACCGUCUGGCCACUUAUAUUGACCGUGUGCGCAAUUUGGAGACUGAGAACUCCCGGCUGAGCAUCGAGGUCCAGACGACCAGGGAUACCGUCACCCGGGAGACCAACAACAUCAAGAGCAUCUACGAGGGCGAGCUGGAAGAGACGCGUCGCCUGCUGGACGACACAGCCCGCGAGCGGGCACGCGGCGAGAUCGAUAUCAAGCGUCUGUGGGAGGAGAACGAGGAUCUGAAGGCCAAGCUAGAUAAGAAGACGAAGGAGUGCACUACAGCCGAGGGCAAUGCCCGCAUGUACGAGUCGCGUGCCAGUGAGCUGGGCAACAAAUACACCCAGGCAUGCGCUGAUCGCAAGAAGGCCACCGACGAGCUGAACGAUGCUCUCAAGGAGCUGGAGAAGCUGCGCAAACAGUUUGAGGACACACGCAAGAACCUGGAGCAGGAGACGCUGUCCCGCGUCGACCUGGAGAACACAAUCCAGAGCCUGCGCGAAGAGCUGUCCUUCAAGGACCAGAUCCAUACACAAGAGAUCAACGAGUCGCGUCGCAUCCGUCAGACCGAGUAUAGCGAGAUCGAUGGACGUCUUAGCUCCGAGUAUGAUGCCAAGCUGAAGCAGUCGCUGCAGGAGCUGCGCGCCCAGUACGAGGAACAGAUGCGCAUCAACCGUGAUGAUAUUGAGUCUCUAUAUGAGGAUAAGAUCCGUCGCAUGCAGGAGGCCGCUGCCCGCACCAACAACACCACUCACAAAUCCAUUGAAGAGCUUCGCAGCACCCGUGUCCGCAUCGACGGUCUCAAUGCCAAGAUCAACGACUUGGAGCAGACCAACUCCCUGCUCAAUGUCCGCAUCCGCGAAUUGGAGCAGCAGCUUGACAACGAUCGUGAGCGCCAUGGCCAGGAGGUGGCUUCGCUCGAGAAGGAGCUCAUUCGCCUGCGAGACGAGAUGGCGCUGCAACUGCAAGAGUACCAGGACCUCAUGGACAUCAAGGUCUCCUUGGAUUUGGAAAUCGCAGCCUACGACAAGCUGCUGGUCGGCGAGGAGGCGCGCUUGAACAUCACUCCGGCAAACACUGCCACCGUGCAGUCUUUUAGCCAGUCUCUACGCAGCAGCACCCGUGCCACGCCCUCGCGUCGCACUCCCUCCGGGGCCGUGAAGCGCAAGCGUGUUGAUGAUGCCGAUGAUCGCCUAAUCACCGACUUUUUCAUCACGAACAGUGCCAAGUACGAUGUGCAGAUCAAAGAGAUUGAUCCCGAGGGCAAAUUUGUGAAGCUCUACAACAAGGGCGAAAAAGAGGUGGCAAUCGGCGGCUGGCAGUUGCAGCUUUUGUCCAACGACGGCGGUCCGUCGACCACAUACAAGUUCCAUCGUUCGGUGAAGAUAGACUCGCAGGCCGUGGUGACCGUUUGGUCGGCUGACACAAAGGCCUCGCACGAACCGCCAUCGAGCAUCGUGAUGAAGUCGCAAAAAUGGAUCCCGUCCGACAACAGUAAGACAGUCCUGGUGAAUGCUGAUGGCGAGUCUGUGGCUACUCUGGAUCGCAUCAAGAGGGUGGUCUCCACGCACACCUCCACUCGUCUGAGUCGCCGCCGCAGCAUUAGUGCCGUGGAUGGCAAUGAGCAACUCUACCACCAGCAGGGCGAUCCGGCAGGGCAGACCGGCGAAAAGUGCGCCAUUAUGUAAUUUCUAAACCAGACAAAAACAAACCUAAAAAAAGAAGGAAACACCACACACAAACAGAUAAAUACUAAUCAGCUAAGUUAUUUUUUGUGGCCGCCCGUCGGUAAUUUAAUCAAAAACAAUAUUUGUGUCGAUCUGCCCAAGCAGCUAAGCGAUAAUUUCCGUUUCGUUAACUUUCACUUCUGUUUUUCUAACCUUUCCCAGAAACUUGUAGUUUACAAUUCCUAUGUCUGACGAUAUCUUUCGUUUUAUGUUUAUCUCAUUCAGCAAGCUUUUGUAAUCUUUAUAUGGCAUAGAUAAACUCACAUUUUUAUGCCACAUAGAACUUACAACUUGCGCCACCCCCCCUGUUCUUUCACUUUCAUGUAUUUUAUUUGUGACGUUAAGAACUUUGAAAAUAUUGCAUAAAGAAACAAUAUUUUUGAUGAACUUGCGUUCACACACUCCGUUCUAUAAGAAAUUAGUUUUGUAAGCGAACAUUCGGCAAUGACUUCAAAAACAUCGAAAGCCAACCAACAACAACAACAACACAGGAAGACAAGAUACAGAUCAACAACA
Molecule: messenger RNA, 2554 nt
Organism: Drosophila serrata
Lineage: Eukaryota; Metazoa; Arthropoda; Insecta; Diptera; Drosophilidae
Gene: Lam
Product: Lamin
Biological process (GO): protein localization to nuclear envelope; nuclear pore localization; nuclear migration
Cellular component (GO): nuclear envelope; nuclear lamina
Molecular function (GO): structural constituent of cytoskeleton
Source: RefSeq, a predicted model, not a curated record